Messenger RNA from Strigops habroptila (Kakapo), 2020 nucleotides. RefSeq names its product serine incorporator 4 (gene SERINC4). Gene Ontology annotation, cellular component: membrane. NCBI's taxonomy places the organism in Eukaryota, Metazoa, Chordata, Aves, Psittaciformes, Psittacidae. The record is from RefSeq and is a predicted model, not a curated record.
AGCGAGCAGAUGGUGGGGCGGGCUGAGCCGACAAUCCCCCUAAUCCCAUGAGGGCAGCGGGGGGCCAAGCAGAGCCGAGCCGGGCCAUGGCGGGCACACGGGCACAGGGCCGCCUCCUGCACUCGCUGCUCUGCCAGCUGUGCUGUGGUUGUGACUGCAGCCCCUGCCGCAGGCUCCGUGUGUCCACGAGCACCCGCAUCCUCUACACGCUCCUGCACGUCCUGGCCUCUGCCGUGUGCUGCCUCAUGCUGUCCCGCACCGUGGCCCAGGCUGUCAGGGAGAAGGUGCCCUUUGCAGUGAUGCUGUGCCAACACCUGCCCGGGGGCACGGACUGCGAGCGGCUGGUGGGCUCCUCGGCCGUGUACCGGGUCUGCUUCGGCACCUCCUGCUUCCACCUGGCGCAGGCCGCCCUGCUGCUCAACGUGCGCUCCAGCGCCGGCUGCCGCGCACGGCUCCACAACGGGUUCUGGCUGCUGAAGCUGCUGGUGCUGCUGGGGCUCUGUGCCGCCAGCUUCUUCAUCCCUGAGGACGGCUUCAUCCAAGCCUGGCACUACACUGGCGUCUGCGGGGGCUUCGCCUUCAUUCUCAUCCAGCUGGUGCUGAUCACCGCCUUCGCGCACACCUGGAACAAGAACUGGCUGACGGGCGCCGCGCAGGACAAGCGCUGGUACCUGGCUGUGCUGCUGGCCACGGCCACCUUCUACACCCUCGCCUCCGCCGCCUUCUCCUUCCUCUACAAGUACUACACGCACCCGGCCGCCUGCCACCUCAACAAGGCGCUGCUCACCGUCAACGGCAUCCUCUGUGGCAUCAUGUCCUUCAUCUCCAUCAUGCCCUGUGUGCGGCUCAAGCAGCCACGGUCGGGGCUGCUGCAGUCCUCAAUCAUCAGCUGCUACGUGAUGUACCUCACCUUCUCCGCGCUGUCCAGCCGUCCCCCGGAGAGAGUGCUCUACGAGGGGCAGAACCUCACCGUCUGCUUCCCGGGCCUGCGGCAGGACAAGCUGCAGACGGAGGACACCACAGUCGCCGUCCUGGGGGCUGCCAUCAUGUACGCCUGCGUGCUCUUCGCAUGUAAUGAAGCCUCCUACCUCGCUGAGGUCUUCGGGCCCCUCUGGAUGGUCAAAGUCUACAGCUUCGAGUUUAAAAAACCCUCCUGUUGCUUCUGCUGUCCUGAGAAAAUGGAGGAGGAGCUGAGAGGUGGGUGAGCGGGCUGCUGGUGGGAGGGCAGAGCCUGCGAUGAGGAGCUGCAGGAGACACCGUGCCCCGGUGCUCUCCCAGGCACCGAGCAGACCUGUGAGCAGGCAGAGGAGCCUGCCAGGGGACAGUGCAUCAUCCAGGAUGAGAGGGACAAGGUGGUCUACAGCUACUCAGCCUUCCACUUCGUCUUCUUCCUCGCCUCGCUUUAUGUCAUGAUGACUCUCACCAACUGGUUCAGCUACGAGAACGCGGUGCUGGAGACCACCUUCACACACGGCAGCUGGUCAACCUUCUGGGUGAAGGUGUCCUCGUGCUGGGCCUGCGUCCUGCUCUAUCUGUGGCUGCUGCUGAGCCCCCUCUGCCUCCGCAGCCCCCCCCAGCAGCGGCGCAGCAGCCGGGCCCUGCGCGUCCUGCGGCGACGUCGCGCUCCGCAGCGCAUCAGUGUCUCCACGUAGCCUCUGCUGGGAUGGACUGUGCCCAGCCCCGGGGUCCCUGCCAUCCCCUGUGCCUGUGCCCUGGCCCUCCUGGGCCCCACUGGUCCCUCAUGACCUCCUGGCCCAGGAGACGGCGGUAUCUGGGAGCCUGAGGGGACACGGGAGGUGGCUGCUCCCAGGGACCCAGGUCCUGCACUGCACCGGCCGGAGCGAGCUGGUGGUGGGUGCUCAGCCUGGGUGCUGCCAGACUCCUCCGCGCAGGGGCAUCUCCUGCUGCACUGGCGGCCCUGACCUGGGGCUCUGCCCUGGCCAGCUCCGCCUCCCUGCUCCCCCACCGGCAGCGUGCUCGUUGUACAUAGCUCCUUGAAUAUGUUUUGAUAUAAAACUGA